Molecule: messenger RNA, 2198 nt
Organism: Lotus japonicus
Lineage: Eukaryota; Viridiplantae; Streptophyta; Magnoliopsida; Fabales; Fabaceae
Product: UDP-glycosyltransferase 74G1-like
Exons: 4
Coding region: 21-1448 (475 amino acids)
Molecular function (GO): UDP-glycosyltransferase activity
Source: RefSeq, a predicted model, not a curated record
AUUGUGAAUAAGCACACGCCAUGCAAGAGAAAGAGAAAGAGCUUGGAAGAGAAAUGGAUAAGAUAAACAUGUCCAAGAAAAUUCACUGUCUGGUGUUACCAUAUCCAGCAGCUGUAGGCCAUCUCAAUCCCAUGCUUCAAUUCUCCAAGCUCUUGCAGCAUGAAGGAGUGAGAAUAACACUAGUCACAUCACAUUUCUACAGAAACAGCAUACAAGAAUUGCCACCUUCCAUUUCACUAGAGGCCAUUUCUGACGGUUUUGAUAGUGGCGGUUUUGAAGAAGCAGGAAAGAGCUUCAAGGUCUAUAAAGAUCGUUUUUGGCAAGAAGGGCCAAGGACUCUUACAGAGCUUAUUGAGAAGCUUUGUAGAACAGGGUACCCUGUUGAUUGUGUUAUAUAUGAUGCAUUAUUGCCUUGGGCCUUGGAUGUUGCAAAGAGAUUUGGAAUUGUUGGGGUUGCUUUUAUCACUCAAAAUAUUGCUGUGAAUAGCAUUUUCUACCAUGCCUACUUGGGAAAGCUUCAAGCUCCUCUUAGUGAAGAAGUGAUUUCUCUACCAGGGCUUCCCAAGCUUCAACAUCAGGACUUGCCUUCUUUCUUCUGGUUGAAAUUUGGAGAAGAUCCUGUUUUACUUGAGUUAGUGGUGGGUCAAUUUUCUAACUUUGACAAAGCUGAUUGGAUCCUCUGCAAUUCCUUCUACGAGUUGAGCAAAGAGGUAGCUGAUUGGACGAUGAAGAUUUGGCCCAAAUUUAGGAUGAUAGGACCUUCCAUUCCAUCCAAGUUCUUAGACAAGCAAAUCAAAGAUGAUGAAGAUUAUGGAGUUUCAAAAUUCACAAGUGAAGAAUACAUGGCAUGGCUAAAUGAUAAGCCAAAAGGGUCUGUUGUGUAUGUUUCUUUUGGGAGUUUUGCAGUCAUCAAUGAGGAGCAAACGAAGGAAGUAGCUUGUGGUUUGAGAGAAAGUGGAAGUUACUUCUUAUGGGUGGUUAAAGCCUCUGAAGAGAGCAAUAUCCCCAAAGACUUUGAAAAGAAAUCAGAGAAGGGCUUGGUAGUGACAUGGUGUUCCCAGCUAAAAGUUCUAGCACAUGAGGCUAUAGGGUGCUUUGUAACACAUUGUGGAUGGAACUCUACAUUGGAAUCUUUGAGCUUAGGAGUUCCAUCUAUUGCAAUGCCUAUUGGGUCAGACCAAUGCACCAAUGCCAAGCACAUUGCAGAUGUUUGGAAAAUUGGAAUCAGAGCUCCGCUUGGUGAGAGGGGAAUUGUGAGAAGAGAUGCAUUGGAGCAUUGUAUAUGGGAAAUAAUGGAGAGUGAGAAAGGCAAAGAGAUUAAGAACAAUGCCUUGCAAUGGAAGAAUUUGGCUGCUGCAGCUGUUAGCACAGGUGGAAGUUCUCAUAAACACAUCACAGAAUUUAUUGAUAGCUUGUUUCAUUUACAAGCAACUAGCCCUGAAUCAUAGUUCACAAAUUAAUUCUUGAUCAACUGAAGUAUUGUGUAUGGAAAGAACUCUCGCCGAGGGAGCUAGCUCUGCUAGAAUGUGGAUAUUCCCAGCUCAAACAAGAUUGCCUCCCGUGGAAGAUACCUGUGUUAGACCCAUCACUAUAAUUUUGACAAAAAUAAUUGCUUUUUUUAAUGGAGUCAUUACUUUCCAUAUCAUUAUUUUGCAGCUUCCUAUAGAGUUCAUUAUCUUGUACUACUGAAGUAAAAUGAUAUUAUAAAGUCAUAAUGUUUACAAACCCAUUAAAUAUAAAACCCCUGUCCCAAUUACACCACAACAUUAUGCAUUCUUGAGUGCUAGAAGGACACAGACAAGCGAGUUACAGCCAAGCUUAGUUAAACACUGUUCCAGCAAAAAGAUUCCAAUAUACAAAAUACAUUCGUUGUCUUGUUCAUUGAGUCAGCUGAGGAAGCAUGUUCAACCUAAAUUCAUCAGUCAGGGAAUUGCUCGAAGACUUUAAUCUCACAUCGGAACACUUAAUUGCACAAUAGAUGAAACGUUUUUGACUCAAUCUGUAUGCUCAUACAACCUCUCUUUGAUCAAGGCUCGUACUUGGAUCUCCAUAUAUCUCUAGGCACCAAUCUGAGAGGUCCAUUGUUCACUUUCUCACGCAUAAAGUGGCAAUAGAUGUCAUACUUGAGUUAGUAGUGGCUCAGUUUUCUAACAUUGACAAAGCUGAUUGGAUCCUCUGCAAUUCCUUCUACGAGUUGA